Molecule: messenger RNA, 1099 nt
Organism: Rhizopus microsporus ATCC 52813
Lineage: Eukaryota; Fungi; Mucoromycota; Mucoromycetes; Mucorales; Rhizopodaceae
Exons: 2
Coding region: 22-1035 (337 amino acids)
Biological process (GO): regulation of transcription by RNA polymerase II
Molecular function (GO): RNA polymerase II cis-regulatory region sequence-specific DNA binding; DNA-binding transcription factor activity, RNA polymerase II-specific
Source: RefSeq, a predicted model, not a curated record
UUUUUAUUUAUUUAUUUAACCAUGCCACCCAAGAGAAGAAAUUCCGGACAAAGAUCUGCCCCUAAGCAAUUUCGCUGUACUGGCUAUGGAGAUUGUAACAUGGUCUUUACAAGAAGUGAGCAUUUAGCGAGGCAUGAAAGGAAGCAUACAGGAGAGAAACCUUACAAGUGCAUUGUCGAAGGUUGUGAACGUAUGUUUAGCCGAUUCGACAACAUGAUGCAGCAUACACAGACCCACGAUAAAGAAAGAAAAAAGACAGCACCCACGGAAGCGGUAAAGGAUCAUUCCAAAAACAAGAAAGCCCGUGCAUCAAUGACGGACGAUCCAGUUACCGAAUCUCCGAUUCAAAUGCAAGAGGAGAGACAUCCUUGGGUUCAACAACGAUCUGACCUAUAUGCGUCACCCUUUGAAUAUUCUUCAAUGGUGAACAAUCGUACAUUACCUCUACCUCACCGUAGAGCAUCCAUAUCGACUCCGGUUCGCUCAUUGGGCUACCGCUCUCCUUAUCCUUACUCAUUACCUCCUUCCCCUGUCAAGACUCAAUUCCAUCAUCAUCCUUCACACUUGCCAAAUUAUGAUCAUUAUUACUACCAAAAGCCAUACAACGUACCCAGAAACCGCUCGUCAUGGCCCAUCAAGGAAGAAUACAAUGAAUUUGACCAAACCCGUCGGUCAUCCAUCUCUACUGUCUCGACUGAUUCCGGACACUCGCAUUCUCCUCCAAGCUUUCAUCAUGAUUUUCAUGUCAAACGUCGUAUAUCGAUUGACGCUUUACAAACUCCUAUAGAAAAAUUAAGAACGAUUCAAUUAGACGAAAAACCCCCUGAGAAAGAUGCGAUAGAUAUUACACAGGAUGAAUAUGAAGCGCUAGAAGCAUUCAGUCAAUUCCGUACAUCACCUGUCGUCGGUACCCUGCCCAUCACCUCUUCUCCUCUUCAUAGCCCAAAUCUGUCUUCUCAAGUAUGCGCUAUCAGACAACGUGUUCCAACAUUAAGAGAAUCAUUCUCAAGACCUGCAUCUCAUCAUUAUGGUUAACUAGGAAAAAAAAAACAUUCUUUUUUGUAUCAUAUACAUUUAUAUUUUUUGUAUUUAAAGCCUC